UGGACUUUGGCUGCGUUGUUUUCCACUGAGGUGAGCCGUCUUUAACUCUCGACAGCUUUUCAAAAUUUGGUGAAAAUGAAGAUCUUCAGUUCGUUGGUUGUUGAUUUUGCUGUUCUCUUCCUGGUCCUAAUACGCUCCUGCGGUGGUCAGUCUCAGGUGGUUGGUCCAUCUCAGCCAAUAGUGGCAAUGGUUGGUGAUGACACCAUGUUGCCGUGUCACCUGCACCCUGCGGUGGAUGUUGCCUCCCUGGCUGUGGAGUGGUCCAGAGCUGACCUGAACCCCAGAUUUGUCCACGUGAGACGAGAUGGUGUGGAGCUUCUGAUUGACCAGAACCCGUCAUACAUAGGGAGAACGUCAGUGUCUGCUGACAAGCUGAAGUGUGGAGACCUUUCACUGAAACUCUCUAAAGUUAAAUUAUCCGAUGACGGAUCAUAUAGAUGCUACAUUCCAGAGAUGUAUAAAGGCUCGACUGUUCGACUUGUUAUUGGUGCUGUCUCCUCCCCAGUUAUCAGAAUCACCAAAGAUGCCAGUGGAGUGACUCUGCUGUUAGACUGUGAGUCUUCUGGCUGGUAUCCAGAGCCUGAGGUGUUGUGGCUGGACGGUGAGGGAAAGCUCCUCUCUGCUGGACCUACAGAGACAGUCAGAGGUCCUGAUGACCUCUAUACUGUCAGCAGCAGAGUGACUGUGGAGAAGAGUGACAGCAACAGCUUCACCUGUAGAGUCCACCAGAAGGACACCAACCACACCACAGAGACACACAUCACUGUUGCAGCCAUCCACAACCUUGCCCCUCCCUACCUGUCUGACCUCCUUCACACUGCCACCUCCACCCGCUCCCUCAGAUCCUCCUCUUCCAUCCACCUAACUGUCCCCCCUGCCCGGCUUACCACCAUGGGGAGCAGAGCUUUCAGCCGCUCUGCUCCCAAACUCUGGAACUCACUCCCACCGGACAUCCGAAACAUUGACUCCUUCCCUCAGUUCAAAUCCUCUCUCAAAACCCACCUUUUCAGGAUAGCAUUCUCACUAUAG
Molecule: messenger RNA, 1029 nt
Organism: Centropristis striata (black sea bass)
Lineage: Eukaryota; Metazoa; Chordata; Actinopteri; Perciformes; Serranidae
Product: butyrophilin-like protein 10
Exons: 5
Coding region: 76-1029 (317 amino acids)
Source: RefSeq, a predicted model, not a curated record